UAUUGCCUCCAAUUGUGAGUCUCACUUCGUUUCGAGCCAUCAGUCAUGCUUUCCACGUUUGAUUCAGCAACCAAAGUAUGGAGCGGUCUUCACCGACCUCCACUUUUGAACCCCGAGGCAAGCCUCGGACAGGUAUUGCUGCAUACCUUCAGCCUAAAUCCAUCCAAAGUGAUCCAAAUCGACGCCGACACGGGACGAUCGAUGACCAACGGGGAGCUGCAGCUUCGUGCGAUCCGAAUGGCGCAGAACCUCAAGAAGCUGGGAUUCUGCAAAGGGGACAUGGUAUCCAUGGCCUGUGCCAACAGUGAGAAUGUGACCCCGUUAGUCGUGGGACUGCUGAUCAACGGAAUGCCCUUCAAUACACUCGCGCCAAACUACGGUGUGGAUGACAUGGUCCACAUGAUGAAGAUUACACAACCCAAGUUGGUGUUCUGCGAUGCAAACAACUAUGAAACAGUCCAAAAGGCAGUCGAAUUAGCCGUGAAAGAUAAGCCACUUGUGUACGUUUUGGAGAGUGAGAUGAAUGGUGUUAACAAGAUUGAAGAUCUGUUCAAAGAAACUGGACGGGAACAACUUUUUGUUGCACCUUAUCUGGGAGAUUCUCGUCAGCUGCUUGCCAUGAUCCUGUGCUCAUCGGGAACUACCGGUCUUCCGAAAGGAGUUUGUGUAUCCCAUGCACAUCUGAUCACGAUGUACGGAAAUCGUUUUCCCGGGUACAACUUCCAGCUACUGUUCAAUUUCAGCCCAUUGUUUUGGGCUACUGGCGUAUUCACACUAAUGAUAUCACUUAUAAGUGGCCUCACGAGGCUUAUCACACGCAAACCGUUCAGCGAAGACUGGUGUUUUGAGCUUCUAGAACGAUUCCAAGUAGAUUGGAUUUUCACGCCACCCUCGUACGCCCAUCUGCUGUUGCAGCAUCCUCGCGUGAAGACUGCCAACUGGUCCAACAUCCGACUGUGGGCCAUGGGAGGAAGUGCCGCAUCUGAGCAGAUCCGAGAUUCUAUCGAAGCGCUGCUACCGAACGGAAGAACUUCCAACGGUCUGGGAAACUCAGAGAUUGGAGGUAUUGCUUUCGAUCUGAUCAAACGCAAGCCUGGUUCCGUUGGAAACCUGUUGCCAAAUAUCAAGGGAAAGAUCGUUGAUGAAGAUGGAACGGCUUUGGACAAUGGAGUUCGGGGAGAGCUGAUGCUUAAGUUUAGUGAGAAAAUUCUUGGAUAUUACAAAAACCCGGAAGCCAACGCAAAUUCUUUCGACGAAGAGGGUUGGUUGAGGACUGGUGAUAUUGCGUAUUUUGACGAAGAAGGGUAUUUGUUUCUGGUGGAUCGCAAAAAGGACAUGCUCAAGUAUCGAAACUACCAGAUAUCCCCGACGGAUCUUGAGUCGAUAGUGGCAAAGAUCGACGGAGUGAGUCAGGUGUGUGUUGUGGGAGUUCCGGAUGAAGACGGAUCAUCCGAUCUUGCCACGGCAGUUAUUGUUAAGUCCCAAGGUAGUCGACUUACUGGGGAUGAUGUGCUAAAAGCAGUAAACGAUCAGGUCGCGGACUUCAAAAGGUUACGCGGAGGAGUGUUCUUUGUGGAAGAAUUUCCAUUGACGGCUACGGGAAAACCCUUGAGAAGAAAGAUCCGUGAAAUUGUGCUGAGUUUGGUCAAGUCGAAAUAAAAAUGAAAACAUUAAAA
Culex quinquefasciatus (southern house mosquito) is the source of this 1676-nucleotide messenger RNA. Its product is annotated as 4-coumarate--CoA ligase 4. Lineage: Eukaryota; Metazoa; Arthropoda; Insecta; Diptera; Culicidae. Gene Ontology annotation, molecular function: long-chain fatty acid-CoA ligase activity. The transcript has 2 exons. The record is from RefSeq and is a predicted model, not a curated record. The coding region runs from base 46 to 1659 and encodes 537 amino acids. Gene Ontology annotation, biological process: long-chain fatty acid metabolic process; fatty-acyl-CoA biosynthetic process.